GAGUAAAAGACUUCACACAGUAGUUUGGGAGCGCUUGCAGAGAUGGAGAAAUUUAAAACAAUUCUCACCAUUGCAAAUCCGAAGGCUAAUAUUGGGGUUGGUUUAGUCGCGUUGCUGACGGCAGGCGGGGAGCAGAUCUUCUCUUCAGUGGUGUUUGAGUGUCCCUGCAACAACUGGAACUUUUUUUACGGCCUGGUGUUUCUUUUAGUGCCUGCUCUGGCACUGUUGGUGCUGGGCUACAUCUUGAACAAAACGUUGUGGCGACUGCUGACAGGGAUAUGCCAGCACAGAUCUACGGGGUGUCAGUGGAGGAGCAUCGCAGCCUGUGGGAUGGCCCUAUUCCAGAUCAACAGAGCCACACUGGUUGCACCGUCCAGCUGGAUUGCCGUGGCAUUGCUGCAUGGGAAAUAUUUUGAGUGUGCCAUGACUGGGAUCAAUGUGACUGCAUACAGAGAGCAUUUGUGUGGAGACAAGACCUCAAAAAUCCAGUGUCAGGAAGAUCUCUACAAGUUCCCCUGUAAGAAACCCAGCAGCGUGCUGCUGCCAGACAGAGAUGACGUGCUGGUCACCCUCAGAGCAGAAUCUCAGAUUGCAGGUUGGCUGCUCAUUGCUGCCCUCAUCAUGAUCUACCUGGUCUUCACCUGUUUGGAUCGGUGUACGUCCCCCAUCAGCUUCCUCCAGCUCCAGUUUUGGAGGGUUUAUGCUCAGCAGGAGGCUGACAUGAUGGAUCUGUACACUGUAAAGCAUGCCAAACAGCUCGCUGAGAGGAACGUGAAGAGCUUCUUCCAGAAAACUCCACCUGAGCCUAUCGAUACACCCUCUAACCGUGACUGGAUGAAAAUCUCCUCUCUGUACAAGUUCAGCACCCGUGACCAAUAUUACAGCACACUGCAGAAGUGUGUGGAGAACUACAGUGAGAUAGAAGGCAUAGUGAGAUUUUCUUCAGUCAAAUCAAGUGGCUCUCCUGCAGUCAACCCUGCUGUUAUCGAUUUUGUGGAUGUUGGGAAUUCCGCGCUGUGAGAAGCAUCUUCGUUAUUCCUGACUGCUUUUGGGAACCACACGGAAAAUUGAUGGAAAAAUUGAUGUUGUCAUUUGAUGAUGAUUGUCAGAAAACUGUAUGUGCUUUAUAAAGUACUACAGCUGAAAUACAUCAUAAUUAAAAUAAAAUUUAUAUUGUUUUAUGUUCCAGCUUUUGUGCAAAUGUCAGGUUAAAAAAAAAAAUAAAUCAAAGCACAAAAAAA
Molecule: messenger RNA, 1241 nt
Organism: Thalassophryne amazonica
Lineage: Eukaryota; Metazoa; Chordata; Actinopteri; Batrachoidiformes; Batrachoididae
Product: calcium homeostasis modulator protein 6-like
Exons: 2
Coding region: 43-1020 (325 amino acids)
Molecular function (GO): monoatomic cation channel activity
Source: RefSeq, a predicted model, not a curated record